Folsomia candida is the source of this 2343-nucleotide messenger RNA. RefSeq names its product serine palmitoyltransferase 1 (gene Spt-I). Gene Ontology annotation, cellular component: endoplasmic reticulum. The coding region runs from base 215 to 1699 and encodes 494 amino acids. Lineage: Eukaryota; Metazoa; Arthropoda; Collembola; Entomobryomorpha; Isotomidae. The record is from RefSeq and is a predicted model, not a curated record. The transcript has 11 exons. Gene Ontology annotation, molecular function: serine C-palmitoyltransferase activity; pyridoxal phosphate binding. Gene Ontology annotation, biological process: ceramide biosynthetic process; sphingosine biosynthetic process.
UUCACGCCCGCCAUGCCAAGUUUAACUUCCCAACACUGAUCUCUUACUCCUUCACUGGCUCUCACACCCGAAAACCGGUCACGCGAUACGGAGGGGAAUUUGCACAAUUUAUUUGGCAACAACUUUUUGGCAGUUGUUGCAGUUUUCUACCUGCUCUUCUGGUCUGACCGGGCAGCCGCCGCCCAGUCGGUUAGUAUCUCCUGUGCUGGUGUUGAUGAUGAUAGGUAUUUUAACCAUGGUCUUUGAGGAUGUCGUCCCUUACCUCCCUGAGGACGCGGCUCGACUUUUCAACUUUCUCUUCCCAAGCUAUCACGUCCUUUUGGAAACGGCUCUCAUUGUCUGGGUUUUGUGGUUGCUUUUGAGGAAGAAGAAACAUCCUGAGGCAAAGAUUGUUCUCACAUUUGAGGAAGAGGAGCAAAUCAUCAAGGCAUGGAAGCCGAAACCCUUGGUUCCGCCAACGAACAAUGACGAGUUUAGUAAAGGAGACAAUAUAACAGAAAUCUGGGGGUCUGUGGAAAGUAGGCCAGGAAAGCAUAUCGUGAUAAACAAUGUCAAAUAUCUCAACUUGGCAACGAACAACUACUUGGGCCUUGUGGAUGACCCUGCAUUGGAUAAAGAAGCGGAACGGUGUAUUAGAAAGUAUGGUGUUGGAUCCUGUGGACCUAGAGGUUUUUAUGGAACUGUUGAUGUGCACUUGGAAUUGGAAGAGAAAAUUGCAAAGUUUCUUGGAUUAGAAGAAACCGCAUUGUAUUCGUAUGGAUUUUCCACUAUUGCUAGUGCUAUACCGUCUUAUGCCAAAGCUGGCGAUGUGAUUUUUGCGGACGAGCAAGUCAAUUUUUCAAUUCAAAAAGGACUCCAGGCAUCUCGUAGUACAAUCAAGUACUUCCGGCAUAAUGACUGCAGUUACUUGCAAGAACUUUUAGAGGAUCAGCAACGAUAUGAUAUCAGUAAUCCAAAAAAGGCUAAAACUAUUCGCCGUUUUUGUGUAGUUGAAGGGAUUUAUUCAAAAACUGGUGAAAUUUGUCCGUUGAAAGAGAUUGCUGCCAUGUGCAGGAAAAGCAAGGUUCGUAUCUUUGUUGACGAGACCUUGUCAUUUGGAGUUCUUGGAGCUACUGGACGUGGAAUUACUGAAUAUCUUGAUGUUCCAAUUCGUGAUCUUGAUUUGAUAAGUGGAAGUUUGGAGCAUGCCAUGUCUGCUUUUGGUGGUUUUAUUGUUGGACCUUCGUUUGUAGUUGACCAUCAGCGUAUUUCUGGUCUUGGGUACUGUUUCUCUGCUUCUUUACCACCUUUACUUGCUGGAGUUGGAAUCAAGUCAUUAAGUUUGAUGGAAAAGAAUCCACUGAUGGUACGCGAUCUCCAGGAAAAAUGCAAGUUUUUCCAUAAAGCCCUUGAUGCAUUGGACCAUUUUUAUGUUAGUGGUCACGAACUCUCUCCAGUAAAACAUAUCCUUUUAAAAAAGUUACAUGGUUCCGUGCAGUUUACCAGGGAUGAAAAGUGUUCAGCAUUAAGUCGGAUAAUCCUCAUUGUGAAAGAGGUGAACAAGAUUGCUCUAGUGCAACCCAGCUACUUGGAGAAGCAAGAAGCCUUGGUACCAGAACCAAGCAUCCGGCUGGCCGUCAAUCGACUGCUCACUCGCGACGAAAUUAAAAUUGUUGUUUGUGCCAUUCAAGACGCUUCCCAAAGAGUCUUCGACAUUUGAUUCAACUCCAUGAGGAAGAAUCGCUCCAUAAAGUAGAAUAGUAUAUAGCUUACGAUUGUUGUUACCACCAUGAAUAUGCCUUUAUUUUACCUUUCAGUAAUAUUACUUACUAUUGAUUUCUAUGUUUGUAAUACUUUCUAUUAAAUGUACCAAAUCCAGAAGGGGUCAUUAGUUGCAAAAAUAUUCCGACUAGUAGUAUUAAAUAUGCAUUUAUGGUUUGCAUACAAAUGUUAUAUGUUAUCCAACAAAGUAGAAAAUGUUCAAGUUAUUUGUACUUUAGUUGGUCAAAAUAAAUGUUGUACUUAAUUUAUUCACUCUUUUUUUAUUUCAACGCAAAAAAACUUUUUUUGUUUUAGUUUUUUAGCUAACACAUUUUUGCAAUGGUCUAAUUGAUAAAUUUUAAAUGUGAUGUCACACAGCUUCUAUUUUAUAAAUGUUGAUUUUUUUUGUGUGGAGUUGUUUUUUUUCAUAUCAAGUUAACAAUGAUACUCUUUUUAGAUUUCUAAUGUUUAAAAGAAUUGACAAUAUAUAUGGACCAAAUUUGUUAAAAGUACACAGAAGUUAUAGACUUGUGUGACUGUCUCUUAUCCUAUACAACGACAAACUAAAAAACUUGAGAGAGUACUAAAUUAAUGUUAUCAUAA